This is a messenger RNA of Nannospalax galili (Upper Galilee mountains blind mole rat), 2176 nucleotides long. It is a transcript of the gene Myc, whose product is annotated as MYC proto-oncogene, bHLH transcription factor. Lineage: Eukaryota; Metazoa; Chordata; Mammalia; Rodentia; Spalacidae. Gene Ontology annotation, molecular function: protein dimerization activity; DNA-binding transcription factor activity, RNA polymerase II-specific; RNA polymerase II cis-regulatory region sequence-specific DNA binding. Bases 418 to 1734 code for a protein of 438 amino acids. Gene Ontology annotation, biological process: regulation of transcription by RNA polymerase II; positive regulation of cell population proliferation. The transcript is spliced from 3 exons. The record is from RefSeq and is a predicted model, not a curated record.
GUUUUUCUGACUCGCUGUAGUAAUUCCAGCGAGAGGAAGAGGGAGCGAGCGGGCGGGUGGCGAAGCGGAGUGUGCGGAGCCGCGCUCCGGGCGUCCUGGGAAGGCAGCUCCGCAGUACCAGGGGCUUCGCCGGCUGGCCGCAGCCCCCACCCAGCCCUACCGCUGACCCCCGCCGGCCAUCGCCGCCCUCGCCGCAGCCCAGAAACUUUACCCAUUGCAGCGGGCGGACACUUUUGCACUGGAACUUACAAUCUGCGAGCGAGGACUCGACUCCCCAGGCGCGGGGAGGGAAUUUUUGUCUAUUUGGGGGGCAGUCUUCGCUUCUGCCCAGGACCUGCACCCUUGAAAGGCGCUUCUCGCGCGCUUUGAAAGCUGGAUUUCCUUUGGCCGGUGGAAAACCCGCAGACAGCCGCGACCAUGCCCCUCAACGUGAGCUUCGCCAACAGGAAUUAUGACCUGGACUACGACUCUGUGCAGCCGUAUUUCAUCUGCGACGAGGAGGAAAACUUCUACCACCAGCAGCAGCAGAGCGAGCUGCAGCCGCCCGCGCCCAGCGAGGAUAUCUGGAAGAAAUUCGAGCUGCUGCCCACCCCGCCCCUGUCCCCGAGCCGCCGCUCCGGGCUCUGUUCUCCUUCCUAUGUGGCUGUCGCCGCGUCCUUCUCCCCGAGGGGGGACGACGACGGUGGCGGCGGCAACUUCUCCACUGCUGACCAGCUGGAGAUGGUGACAGAACUGCUUGGAGGAGACAUGGUGAACCAGAGCUUUAUCUGCGACCCGGAUGACGAGACCUUCAUCAAGAACAUCAUUAUCCAAGACUGUAUGUGGAGCGGCUUCUCGGCCGCCGCCAAGCUGGUCUCAGAGAAGCUGGCCUCCUACCAGGCUGCGCGCAAAGACAGCGCCAGCCCGAGCCCCGCCCGCGGGCACAGCGGCUGCUCCACCUCCAGCCUGUACCUGCAGGACCUGAGCGCCGCGGCGUCCGAGUGCAUCGACCCCUCGGUGGUCUUCCCCUACCCGCUGAACGACAGCAGCUCGCCCAAGUCCUGCGCCUCGCCCGACUCCACAGCCUUCUCCUCGUCCUCUGACUCUCUGCUCUCCUCCGAGUCCUCCCCACGGGCCAGCCCCGAGCCCCUUGUGCUCCACGAAGAGACACCGCCCACCACCAGCAGCGACUCUGAGGAAGAACAAGAAGAUGAGGAAGAAAUCGAUGUUGUGUCUGUGGAAAAGAGGCAGCCCCCGGCCAAAAGGUCCGAGUCGGGGUCAUCUACAGGAGGCCACAACAAAGCCCCACAUAGCCCACUGGUCCUCAAGAGGUGCCAUGUCUCCACUCAUCAGCACAAUUAUGCAGCACCUCCCUCCACGAGGAAGGACUAUCCAGCAGCCAAGAGGGCUAAGUUGGACAGUGGCAGGGUUCUGAAACAGAUUAGCAACAACCGCAAAUGUGCCAGCCCCAGGUCCUCAGACACAGAGGAGAACGACAAGAGGCGGACACACAACGUCUUGGAACGUCAGAGGAGAAAUGAGCUGAAACGGAGCUUUUUUGCCCUUCGUGACCAGAUCCCAGAGUUGGAAAACAAUGAGAAGGCCCCCAAGGUAGUCAUCCUCAAAAAAGCCACAGCCUAUAUCCUGUCUAUCCAGGCAGAGGAGCAUAAGCUCACUUCAGAGAAGGACUUGCUGAGGAAGCGGAGAGAACAGUUGAAACACAAACUCGAACAGCUUCGAAACUCUGGUGCGUAAGUUGACCUGUUUCGAGCAGGAACUGGAAUCCCUCAUGAAUUCUCACUCCUUACCCAGGGAAAGUAAGGAGCAAGGUUCCAACAGAACUCCUUACGAUGGACUGACUUCAAGUGCUCAAGGAGCAACCUCACAGCCUUGGCUGAGUCUUUGGGACUGUAAGCUUCAGCCACAAUGUUAACUGCCUCAAACUUUGGGCAUAAAAGAACUUUUUUUAUGCUUCCCAUCAUCUUUUUUUCUUUAACAGAUUUGUAUUUAAUUGUUUUUAAAAAAAAAAAAAUCUUAAAGUUUAUCCGCUUUUCCAAUGUAAAUAGGACCCUUAAAUGUAAAUAACUUUAAUAAAACGUUUAUAGCAGUUAUACAAGAUUUUAAGACAUGUAUUAUAAACCAUAAUUUUUUUUAUUUAAGUACAUUUUCCUUUUUAAAGUUGAUUUUUUUCUAUUGU